Molecule: messenger RNA, 1293 nt
Organism: Triticum dicoccoides
Lineage: Eukaryota; Viridiplantae; Streptophyta; Magnoliopsida; Poales; Poaceae
Product: proline-rich receptor-like protein kinase PERK12
Exons: 6
Coding region: 29-1117 (362 amino acids)
Biological process (GO): protein phosphorylation
Molecular function (GO): protein kinase activity; ATP binding
Source: RefSeq, a predicted model, not a curated record
CAGAGGGGCAGGGUACCCGUCGGGCAGCAUGGAGUCCAAGUCGUCCUUCAGCUACGAGGAGCUGACGAGCAUCACCAGCAACUUCUCCCGCGACAACGUGAUCGGCGAGGGCGGGUUCGGGUGCGUGUACAAGGGGUGGCUCGCCGACGGCAAGUGCGUGGCCGUGAAGCAGCUCAAGGCCGGCAGCGGGCAGGGGGAGCGCGAGUUCCAGGCGGAGGUGGAGAUCAUCAGCCGCGUCCACCACCGCCACCUCGUCUCCCUCGUCGGCUACUGCGUGGCGCAGCAGCACCGCAUGCUCAUCUACGAGUUCGUCCCCAACGGCACCCUCGAGGACCAUCUGCACGGUCGCGGCGUGCCGGCGAUGGACUGGCCGACGAGGCUUAGGAUCGCCAUCGGUGCGGCCAAGGGGUUAGCUUACCUCCAUGAAGACUGUCACCCGCGGAUCAUCCACAGGGACAUCAAGUCGGCCAACAUCCUGCUCGAUUACUCGUUUGAAGCACAGGUCGCGGAUUUCGGGCUGGCCAAGCUCUCCAACGACACCCACACGCACGUGUCGACGCGCAUCAUGGGCACGUUCGGGUACCUCGCCCCGGAGUACGCGUCCAGCGGGAAGCUGACGGACCGGUCCGACGUCUUCUCCUUCGGCGUGGUGCUGCUGGAGCUCAUCACCGGCCGGAAGCCCGUGGACCAGGACCGGCCGCUCGGGGAGGAGAGCCUCGCCGAAUGGGCUCGGCCGAUCCUCGCCGACGCCAUCGAGACCGGCAACCACGGCGAGCUGGCCGACCCGCGGCUGGAAGGCAGAUACAACAAGGCCGAGAUGGUGAGGAUGGUGGAGGCCGCCGCCGCGUGCAUCCGCCACUCGGCUCCCAAGCGUCCCCGGAUGGUGCAGGUGAUGAGGGCGCUGGACGUGGACGUGGACGAGGGGAGCAUGUCGGACCUGAGCAACGGGGUGAAGGUGGGGCAGAGCCAGGUGUUCAACAACAGCCAGCAGGAGGCCGCCCUCGAGCAGCUCCGGCGCACGGCCUUCGCCACCGAGGAGUUCACGGGGGAGUUCGAGCCGUCCGGGGAGUACGGUGCCGCCGCCAAUACUCUGAACCAGCCGCGGCCUGCGGGGUGACAAUCGACCAACAUGUUUGUGUGUCGCUUGUAGUUAAGCUUUUUCUUGUUCUUUUUUUUUUCUUGUAUGUCGACCGCCUUGGUUCAAGAAACUGCUCGAGUUUUAGCAAAAGUUGCCCUAAAAGUCGCAUUGAUUGGUUGAAAAGCUUGAAAAGAAUCAUAGGGCUUCAAGGUUGG